Messenger RNA from Saprolegnia diclina VS20, 1026 nucleotides. RefSeq lists its product as hypothetical. NCBI's taxonomy places the organism in Eukaryota, Oomycota, Saprolegniomycetes, Saprolegniales, Saprolegniaceae. The record is from RefSeq and is a predicted model, not a curated record. The coding region runs from base 12 to 497 and encodes 161 amino acids. The transcript has a single exon.
GUAGUUUUGAAAUGCAGCCCCAGCGCCCACGUCGCGUGUCCGCCGAGUGGAUACCGUACGACGCAAGCGACGAGCAGGGCCCACCGUCGGGCAUACAAGCGCAAGGUAUCGCGGGCAUGGCCCGCGACGGCGCGACGGGCGAGCCGACGCCGUGGCUGCGCGCGUUCAUCGAAGAGGACGAGCACUCGCGGCUCGAAAUUAAAAAAGAGCGGCACCGCCGCGACAGCUCACGGUACCGCGAGCGCAAGAUCGUCGAGCUCGAAGCGCUUCGGCAAGAGGUGUCCGAGCUCGAAGAGAAGGUCGACUCGCUACAGGAAGCGCGCCAAGCGCUGCGGGCGACCAACACGGGCCAGUACAAGGCGCGCGCGACGCAGGAAAAACUGCAGCUCGGCAAAGCCACCGACGAGCGCGCAGUGCUCGGCCAUACGAUCGAGCAGCAGAAGAACCUCAUCGACUACUACACCAAGCGGCUCGCCGAGACCGCGGGUGACGCAUGACCGCGUCGUAUAUUAUUUCCAUGUUUGCACAGUAUUAAAAUAAUUCGUGUCGCUGCUUUUUUAUUAAUUAAAAUGCUACCGUUUCCCGACAUACGACCAAUCGACUGGCCAUUAAGUCCGAGCUUGACACUAAUUGCUUGUCAAAUGGACGUUCUUGCCACACCCCGGUCGCCCAGCUGGCCAGUCGAGCUCGCCGACGCCUCGUGGGCAUGCCGACGCCACAUACUCCGAGUACAGUAGACAAAGGCGGUGCAUCGUCGCGCGCGGCGAACAUGACCAGCUCCACCGGCAAGAAUGGCGCUAUUUUGAAAGCGCCACGCACGACCAAGGCGCUAUGGACCCGCGCCGGAGCGGCCAAUGUGGCCAAUGCGAGCGACCGCCAAGUCUCACUGCUUACAUUGCCCGUCCUCGUCGUUUUUCGCAGCUUCAACAAUGGCCGCGGCCCUUGUCUAUGUGCUCAUUCUCGUAUGUGGGAAGCUCGUAGUAGUACAUUGAUGGCGUCGCAUGCGUGCGUUGCAUGGACCUCGAG